Messenger RNA from Bactrocera dorsalis (oriental fruit fly), 1272 nucleotides. Its product is annotated as putative nuclease HARBI1. NCBI's taxonomy places the organism in Eukaryota, Metazoa, Arthropoda, Insecta, Diptera, Tephritidae. The transcript is spliced from 4 exons. Bases 57 to 1133 code for a protein of 358 amino acids. The record is from RefSeq and is a predicted model, not a curated record.
AAAACUAACAAAUAUUUUAUAAAUAAAGAAAAUAUAAAUAAAAGUUAAAAUAAAAUAUGACUACGACUGAGUUGUGGUUUGGCGAUUCUUCAGAGGAGGAUGAAAGCUUACUGGAAUUGGCUAGAAAUAGAAAGAAGCUAAGGGACGCUUCCAACCCUUUGGAAUUGGAUUCCGCUACAUUUAUAAAAAACUUCCGUUUGUCGAAAGAGGCGUUUGUUGAUUUGCUGUCCGCUACAGAGGAGAUGCUGCAGCGAUGCACACGAGCGAAAUCUAUUCCCAAUAUACUAAAAUUGGCAACAGCUUUACGAUUUUGUGCUCAGGGAUCGUAUCAACUUAGUAUAGGGAAUGAAAACAUGCUUGGACUUGCACAGCCCACGGUGUCUGUGGUACUAUCUGAGGUACUCGAUGCCCUGGAGAAUUUCAUUUGCCAAAGAUGGAUAAAAUUCAAUUAUACCGAGGCUGAAAUGCAACAAGCAAAAUCACAUUUUUAUAGUAAUACCAGAUUUCCUGGGGUAAUCGGUUGUGUUGAUGGUACACACAUCAAAAUUGUGGCUCCCAAAAAGGAGUUGCAGCAUUUAUAUUACAACAGAAAAGGAUUCUUUAGCAUUAAUGCUAUGAUUGUUUGUGAUCAUACAAUGAACAUACGGUAUAUAAAUGCAAAGAAUCCGGGGGCAACGCAUGAUUCAAUGAUUUUCAACAUGUCAGCAUUGAAAGCAUAUUUAGAACAGCAAGUUGAAAAUGGUCUUCGCAAUACUUGGCUACUUGGAGACGCUGGAUACGCUCUAAAAACUUAUUUGAUGACACCUUUUAGAAAUUCUGAAGAAGGAUCUCCAGAAAGCAGAUACAAUACACAACAUUCGAGAGCAAGAAAUAUAGUAGAGCGCACUAUUGGAGUGUUGAAAAAUAGAUUCAGAUGUUUGUUACAAGCAAGAGCUCUCCACUAUUCUCCAAAAAAGGCGACACGAUUUAUUAAUGUUUGUGCAGCUUUACACAACAUUUGCAUAUUUUAUAAAGUCGAAAUUUCUCCUGAAGAAUUCCCUAAUGAGGCAAACGACAGUCAUGGUGGAGUCAUUGAAGUUGAAUCUGACUCGGAAGCAGCAGCAAUUAGAAAUCGUAGAUUAAGAACGUCUUAGAUAUAAUUAAAAAAUGCAUAAAAUUAACAAAAAUAGUAUAAAUUAAUUAUUUGUUACCAUAAAGCAAUAAAUAAAAAAAAAUCUACAUUUUCACAAAUUUCCAUUCACUACGCUACGCUGUCGAUAGGUAAAUUCUGUU